AUGAAACUAUGGGGAAAGGGGCAUAAAUGGAGUGUGAGGGGUGGAACAGAGGCCAUAAGCAUGAUGGUUUCCCUCAACCAAGGCAGGCAUGGAGGGGUGUAUGAUGGGAGGUGGCGUGUGUGUGAGCAAAUGCAGCGAGAUUCGGCAGCGGUGGCGUGUAUACGAAACAGCGAAUACAUGGGAACUUGGACCAGGUGUGGCUGUAAAGUCGUAAAGAUAGCAAGAGCAGCAAGGCAGAGGCCCUGCCCUGUGGAGGCAUGGUCGCUGGGGAGGCAUGGGAAGACGGAUGUUUCGCUGGGGAGGCUUGGGGGGGCUGUUCUAGAGAGGGAAGAAGGGUCCUUUUCCAAGCAGGGAAGAAAGAUGUCUUAA
Molecule: messenger RNA, 369 nt
Organism: Linum trigynum
Lineage: Eukaryota; Viridiplantae; Streptophyta; Magnoliopsida; Malpighiales; Linaceae
Source: the annotation of a GenBank genome assembly